Messenger RNA from Spodoptera littoralis (African cotton leafworm), 1911 nucleotides. Lineage: Eukaryota; Metazoa; Arthropoda; Insecta; Lepidoptera; Noctuidae. The record is from the annotation of a GenBank genome assembly.
AUGUCGAGCACAGUGGAGGUGAACUCGCGAGCCUUGGGACGAGCGCACCUCUCUCAUCUACCACAACGCCCGGCUGUGAACCUUAGCUUCCAGGACCUUAGUUACACUGUGCAGAAUGGAAAAAGUUCAAAGAUAAUCCUGCGCAGUAUCAACGGUGACUUUCGGUCGGGGCAGCUGACUGCCAUCUUGGGUCCCUCGGGCGCUGGCAAAAGUACAUUACUGAACAUACUAGCUGGAUAUAGGGUAGCAGGAGCGUCAGGAACAAUAUUCACCAAUGGCGAGCCUCGAGACCUCCACCAGUUCAGGAAGCUGUCCAGAUACAUCAUGCAAGAGGACUUACUGCAACCGUACAUCACGGUACAGGAGGCCAUGAUGAUUGCUGCUGAUCUCAAGUUGGGGAACGGGAUUACUAAGGAGAAGAAGCUGGUUAUAGCCGAAGAAAUCAUUCAACUGUUAAGGCUACAGAAAGCAAGGAAUACAGCAACGGAGAGGCUAUCAGGAGGUGAAAGGAAACGAAUUUCAAUAGCUCUAGAACUACUCAACAACCCACCAGUUAUAUUCUUGGAUGAACCUACCACAGGUCUAGAUGACGUAGCAUCUUCAACAUGUGUGUCACUUCUCAAGCGGGUCGCCCGGGGAGGGAGGACCGUGGUCUGCUCCCUCCACACUCCAUCAGCGCGUCUGUUCGCCGAGUUUGACCAUGUGUACGUGGUGGCGGGUGGUCGCUGUGCCUACCAAGGCACUGCACCAGGCGUGGUGCCCUUCCUCAAAGAACUACAGCUGCCCUGCCCUAAGACUUAUAAUCCUGCUGAUUUUAUAAUCGAAGUCUCAAGUGGCGAAUAUGGAUCUCACGUUGACAAAAUGGUAUCAGCUGUGGAAAAUGGGAAGAACCAGCGAUGGAGGACUUAUGCUAUCGAGGAGACUCCAGGGGAGCAAUUUGAGGAGAUGGAGAUUGAACAGCUGAACACUGGAGGUGUUGAGAAGCAUAACUAUAAGCAUGGAUGUUCAGCUUGCCAGCAGUUCAUUGUUUUACUAAAGAGGAUGUUAUUACAGACAGUUAGGAAUAAGAGCUACCUAUGGUUACGCGUCGGCUUACAUUUGUUCAUAGGAUUCAUUGUAGCCAGUUUGUUCAACAAGAUGGGUUAUGAUGCUUCGAAGACUAUCUUUAACUUCGGUUUCUGCUAUGCCUGUACUAUUGCCAUGCUGUAUAUUCCUAUGAUGCCGGUUUUACUUGCCUUUCCCACAGAAGUCCAGCUGGUUAAAAGAGAGUAUUUCAACCGCUGGUAUGGUUUGAAGCCCUACUAUGCUGCGCUGGUGAUCUCAAGGACUCCUGCAACAAUAUUCUUUAGUCUUUUAUAUGUGGUCAUUGCUUACCCUAUCACAUCACAACCCAUGGAGCUGGAUAGGAUAGUCAUGUUCGCCUCUACGUGUAUACUUAUAGCUCUUAUAUCAGAGUCUAUGGGGACUGUUAUUUCGUCUAUGUUGAAUGUUGUGAACUCGGUAUUCAUGGGUCCAGCAAUGAGCGUGCCGUUGAUGCUGCUAGCUGUUUAUGGCAUUGGCAGUGGAGAUGAUCCUUUGCCAAUCGUAUGGAGAUUGGCAAGAGCAUGUUCCUUCCUCCGUUAUGGUAUUGAAGGCUUAGUAGCAGCAAUAUACGGGCCUCCCAGAGAUGAUCUCAUUUGCCCAGACCAUGUAGACUAUUGUGAAUAUAAGAAUGUUGCUUACUUCGUAAAAUUGAUGGGAAUGUCUGGCGUAUCAUUUUGGGUGGAUUUCAGCGUUUUAGUCUGUAUCUUACUCGCCAUGAAUCUCACUGGAUAUUAUCUUCUACGGCAACGGUUGUCGCCUAACUACGCUUUCAGAGCCAUCAAGGUAAUAGGCAACUUCAUCAAGACAAAGAUGAGCUCCUACUCAUGA